Messenger RNA from Moesziomyces antarcticus, 2829 nucleotides. RefSeq lists its product as uncharacterized. The record is from RefSeq and is a predicted model, not a curated record. NCBI's taxonomy places the organism in Eukaryota, Fungi, Basidiomycota, Ustilaginomycetes, Ustilaginales, Ustilaginaceae. The transcript has a single exon. The coding region runs from base 1 to 2829 and encodes 942 amino acids.
AUGUCGAACCAAACAGCGGCGGCGACUCCAACGUCGCCCAGUCGCAAACAACAACAACAACAACAACAGCAACAGCCAGGCUCGACUCGCGGAGGUCUAGCAGCCAUCGCAGGCAUUGCUUCACCCAAGUUCUCCUUCCGAUCCGCACUGGUGCAGCACAAAUCCAAGCUCACCAAGGCCGGUCCCGCCACAACGCACGAUGCGGAGGCCAAACCUGCGCGCGGUGUCGCGAGCAGCAUCCCUUCGCUCAGUCGAGGUCGGUUCAACUCCACCGAUGCUCCGUCCACAUCCACGCUGCCCAGACCCAAACCGGCAGCCACUAGCCCGGCCGCAUGCAGACCCGCGUCGUCGCUCGGAAAGCGCGGCGUCGACGAUUCCAGCUCCAUCACCGACUUUGGCGUUUACAAAGCCUCCACCACUAGCACACGCCUCGCAUCCACCAAAUCCAACACCCCCUCCGACUCGGCUGCAAAGACCGCCAAGCUCCGUGGUCCGCCCUCGGCUCGAACCCAGUGGGCACCUCCAGCACCCAAGACACUGCCCUCGCCGUCUUCGUCCAAGGCUCCACGCAAGAUCGCUCGUGCCGACGGCAUUGCUGAAGUGCACGCAGGCACUCAUGCCGCGGGCGCCAUCCCACGCAGUCGCACCAUGAGUGCGGCGUCUCGCACCAUCGCCGCGCCGCAAUCGCAGUCGCAGCUACACCGGCCGAAGAUCGGAACGCUGCCCAAGCCCAAAGCCAAGCCAGCACCCGUGCGGACGAUUCUGGACGAGCGCUACGAAAGCUCUGCAUCCGACACGGACGAAGACGCACAAAGCGACUGGGAUCAGCUCGACGGUCCCGAUGUCUCGAGGAUCCGCACCAAGCGCAGCAUGCAGCCUCGCCUCUCGGAUGGCGCCAGUGGGUCCAUCUCCACCACUCGGACUCAGACGCUCGGCGGAUCGCGUAUCCCCAGCAUCGGUUCAUCAAAUCGCACGCUCCCUCGUCCACACAGGCGCUCCUCGAGCAACAGUCUGCUCGGCAAGACCCCCACCGACGAGAAGGAAAACGCCUCAAUCCCGGCGCCAUCCCAUUCGAAACGUCAUAGCAUCAGCACGUCCAUCGAGGCUGCGCCCGCUCGCGCUCGUACCAGUCUGCCACUCUCUCCGGCGGACAACACGCCGAGCCCGUCCAAAUCGGCGUCGCUCUCGGCACUCCGGUCGCGCGGACUCCAGCCAGGGCCCGUGCAAUCCCUCCGACCCGCGCCUCGGCACGACCUCGGCAUCAAGAACUCCAUCAUCCAGGCCAACCCCGUCCAUCCGUCCAUCGCGGCUCUUCACGCCCAGACGGCGCCGCAUCAGCCCAUCAGCACACCCGAGGCGCUCGUCAAGGCCAAGAAACGCCUCAGCGGCGCGCUUUUCUCGUCGUCCUCGUCGUCGUUGACGCUCAACACCAUCGCGUCUACCUCGCCAUCCGAACGCGCGGGCAUGGCACAUUCACCCUCGCUCUCCAAGCUCCCCCAGGCGCACAAGAAGCCGGUCAAAGCGCAGACCGUGUCGGCGGCAGUGGUGACGCCGUCGCGCUCGAAGCAAAGUGGCAUGCCGCGCUCGGCGUCUCGCUCGCCCAUCAAGUCGUCGCUGCUCCUCUUUCCCUCUGUCCCCGAGCCCGACGCUGGGCCGAGCAGCGACGAGCACUGCACAACAUCACCGAGCAAGCAAGUCGUCACGGACAACGCGACGAGCGAGAUCGACGCGCACCUGCUGGCGAGCUUGCGCGUCGUGGCGCACAAGGCGAAUCUGCAGCUGAGCGAUCUGCUCGAUGCCGACUCGCAGAGGUACACGCGCGAGGCGUCCGAGGAGCUCGAGGCGCUGGCGGGCGAUGUGUCGGUGGACCUCAUGGCGCUGGAUCUGGCCGCCUCGCCCUCGUCCGAUGCUUCGAUGCUGCGCUCGCCUCUCAUCGCCCACACGCCACCGGCAGUACCGGCACAGCCGCAGCCCGACAUUCCGACUCCCUCGUGGGAACCCGCACCCGCGGUGGACGCGGCUCCGGAACUCGAAGGUGAGGAGACAGACACGUCGCUCGCCUCGCCGUCGGUGCGAGCUGCAGCGCGUCUUCCACUUUCAACCCCCGGCGCUGGCGACUGCGUUCCUGAAACGCCCGUGCGGCCACGCUUGCUUUCCGCUUCAAACGCCUCUCCACCGCUUGCAUCGCCGAGCAAGGCCUGUCCGCCGUCGGCGUCCAUGUCGGCGCGCUCGCGCACGCGCCUCAAAAAAGCGCUGCGCGAGUCGCUUGGGCUGGAAGCCCACUAUGCCGCGCUUAAUCUCGCUGCCCCCUCAACCGCGGCGCCGCUUCAUCCAAGCGCCUCGCGCAACGCCGAACGGGUUGCCGGACGCAGCAACCAAGGCGUUGGUGCGCUGCUCACCGACUCGGACCUGGACGACAUUGUGAGUGCGGUGGCACGCAUCGAUCUGCACCACGCUCAAGCCGACACACAUGAAGUGCGCCCUGCAGUCGAAGUGGGGGAGAUGGGGGAGGUGGCGGAGCUGCGUGCGGCCCAGACCGCCUUAACAACACAGCUAGCCCUCGCCGAGUCGCGCGAGUCGUCGCUGGCGGUGCAACUGGCUGAGCAGGCGAUGGCAGCGACACGCAUGCUGCGCGAGCACGAGCGGCUGCAAUCCGAGCUUGCCGCUCUCCGCGCCAGGGCUGCAGGGAUGGAGUGGGCGCAAGCCCAGACUGCCUGGUCGCGCGCGCGCGUCGAAGCACUCACCGAGCUGCAAGACGCCAAAGUAGAAGCCGACACCAUCAUGCUCCUCCAGGCGCAUCUCGGCAUUUGCCACCUUCUCGCCACCUAG